CCAAACUUGGAGAUAAACCACCAUGCAGACAAGUCCCUCGAUAGCUUCUGUAAGUGGCAGAAAUCCAUUCUCUCCCACCAAAGUGAUGGAAACACCAUUCCAGAAAAUGGGAUUGCCCACCAUGAUAACGCGGUUCUUAUUACUAGAUACGAUAUCUGCACUUACAAAAACAAGCCUUGUGGAACACUGGGCUUGGCCUCUGUGGCUGGAAUGUGUGAGCCUGAAAGGAGCUGCAGCAUUAAUGAAGACAUUGGCCUAGGUUCAGCUUUUACCAUUGCACAUGAGAUUGGUCACAAUUUCGGUAUGAAUCAUGAUGGAAUUGGAAAUUCCUGUGGGACCAAAGGUCAUGAAGCAGCAAAGCUAAUGGCAGCUCAUAUUACAGCAAACACCAACCCUUUCUCUUGGUCAGCCUGCAGUCGGGAUUACAUCACCAGUUUUUUAGAUUCAGGCCGUGGUACUUGCCUUGAUAAUGAGCCUCCCAAGCGUGACUUUCUUUAUCCAGCUGUGGCCCCAGGUCAGGUGUAUGAUGCUGAUGAACAGUGUCGCUUCCAGUAUGGAGCAACAUCCCGCCAAUGUAAAUAUGGGGAAGUGUGUAGAGAGCUCUGGUGCCUCAGCAAAAGUAACCGCUGUGUUACGAACAGCAUUCCAGCAGCUGAAGGUACUCUUUGCCAAACAGGGAGCAUCGAAAAGGGGUGGUGUUAUCAGGGAGAGUGCGUACCUUUUGGCACUUGGCCCCAGAGCAUAGAUGGGGACUGGGGUUCGUGGUCAAUAUGGGGAGAGUGCAGCAGGACCUGCGGGGGAGGAGUCUCCUCAUCUAUAAGACACUGUGACAGUCCAGCGCCUUCAGGUGGAGGCAAAUAUUGUCUUGGAGAAAGGAAGCGAUAUCGCUCCUGUAAUACUGAUCCAUGUCCUUCAGGGGCCCGUGAUUUUCGAGAAAAGCAAUGUGCAGAUUUUGACAAUAUGCCUUUCCGGGGAAAGUAUUAUAACUGGAAACCCUACACUGGAGGUGGGGUUAAACCAUGUGCAUUAAACUGCUUGGCUGAAGGUUAUAAUUUUUACACUGAACGUGCUCCUGCAGUAAUAGAUGGGACUCAGUGCAAUGCUGACUCACUAGAUAUCUGUAUCAAUGGAGAAUGCAAGCAUGUAGGUUGUGAUAAUAUUUUGGGAUCUGAUGCUAAGGAAGAUAGAUGCCGUGUUUGUGGAGGAGAUGGGAGUACAUGUGAAGCCGUUGAAGGUUUCUUCAAUGAUUCAUUGCCCAGAGGAGGCUAUAUGGAAGUGAUUCAAAUUCCAAGAGGUUCUGUGCACAUUGAAAUAAGAGAAGUGGCAAUGUCAAAGAACUACAUUGCUUUAAAAUCUGAAGAGGAUGACUACUAUAUUAAUGGUGCCUGGACUAUUGACUGGCCAAGAAAGUUUGAUGUUGCUGGAACAGCUUUCCAUUACAAGAGGCCAACAGAUGAACCAGAGUCUUUGGAAGCACUAGGCCCUACUUCAGAAAAUCUCAUAGUCAUGAUUCUGCUACAGGAACAAAAUUUGGGUAUAAGGUAUAAAUUCAGUGUUCCCAUCUCUCGCACUGGCAGUGGAGAUAAUGAAGUUGGCUUUGCAUGGAAUCAUCUGCCUUGGUCAGAAUGUUCUGCUACUUGUGCUGGAGGUGUGCAGAAACAAGAGUUGGUGUGUAAAAGGCUGGAUGACAACUCCAUUGUGCAAAACAAUUACUGUGACCCUGACAGUAAGCCUCCAGAAAACCAAAGAGCCUGCAAUACUGAGCCUUGCCCUCCUGAAUGGUUUAUAGGAGAUUGGUCAGAAUGCAGUAAGACCUGUGAUGGAGGAAUGCGUUCAAGAACAGUUCUCUGUAUCAGAAAGAUUGGGCCUUCUGAGGAGGAGACACUGGACAAUACCAACUGUUUAACACAUCGGCCUAUUGAAAAAGAGCCGUGUAACAAUCAGUCCUGUCCCCCACAGUGGGUUGCUUUGGACUGGUCAGAAUGCACACCAAAGUGUGGCCCAGGAUUCAAACACCGAAUUGUUCUGUGCAAAAGCAGCGAUCUUUUAAAAACUUUUCCAGCCGCACAAUGCCAAGAAGAAAGCAAGCCUCCGGUCCGCAUCCGCUGUAGUUUAGGCCGAUGUCCUCCUCCUCGCUGGGUUACUGGAGACUGGGGACAGUGUUCUGCACAGUGUGGUCUUGGGCAACAGAUGCGAACAAUACAAUGCCUCUCAUACACUGGACAAGCAUCCAGUGAGUGUCCAGAAACACUUAGACCUCCAUCAAUGCAGCAGUGUGAAAGUAAAUGUGACAGUACACCCAUUUCCAACACAGAAGAGUGCAAAGAUGUGAACAAAGUGGCAUAUUGCCCACUGGUGUUGAAGUUCAAGUUCUGCAGUCGAGCAUACUUCAGACAGAUGUGCUGCAAGACCUGCCAAGGACAUUGACCCACAGAAAGCACAAGAAUGUGCCUUGUUAUUAUCGUUGUGGAAGAGUGUCCAUUGAAGAGAGCCACACAGCGCAAUGAGAUUGACGUCCUUGCAAAUGCAUUACCCUGUGGAAAACAUAACCACUGGUCAGCCCCAGCUGACAGGAUUUCAAUAUUAUUUUAACUUCUGUGAAGUGGGAUUUAUUCAUCCAAAGUGCUGGACACAGUAUAAGGAGGGCAUGCCAAAUUGGAAAGAUCCACACAGCACAUACAGAAUAGCUUACUGUGGAACAUUUGUGUUCCUUUGACUCAUUCCAAUAGUCUGUUUACCUCCUUGGACCAUUAAAAUAAUUUUUAUUAUGGACUUAGCAAUGACACUGAAUCCAUUUGUAUUUAAAACUUUUUAAAAUGUAGCUGUUAUGACUUGGUCUACUAUGGAAGUAAAGAAGAAUCAAAAAAUGUUAAGUCAUAGCUUAAAAAUGUUAACUAUUUUAUCUCACGACACAGCACCACAAUUUAAAUUAUAAAAUGAGCUUGGAAAUGUUAUUUAAGGAGCAGAAAU
This is a messenger RNA of Charadrius vociferus (killdeer), 2970 nucleotides long. Its product is annotated as A disintegrin and metalloproteinase with thrombospondin motifs 6. Gene Ontology annotation, molecular function: metalloendopeptidase activity. The annotation marks the transcript as partial. The transcript is spliced from 19 exons. Gene Ontology annotation, cellular component: extracellular matrix. Gene Ontology annotation, biological process: extracellular matrix organization; proteolysis. The record is from RefSeq and is a predicted model, not a curated record. NCBI's taxonomy places the organism in Eukaryota, Metazoa, Chordata, Aves, Charadriiformes, Charadriidae.